Messenger RNA from Ylistrum balloti, 1470 nucleotides. RefSeq names its product proton-coupled folate transporter-like. Bases 1 to 1470 code for a protein of 489 amino acids. The record is from RefSeq and is a predicted model, not a curated record. Lineage: Eukaryota; Metazoa; Mollusca; Bivalvia; Pectinida; Pectinidae. Gene Ontology annotation, cellular component: membrane. Gene Ontology annotation, molecular function: transmembrane transporter activity. Gene Ontology annotation, biological process: transmembrane transport. The transcript has 4 exons.
AUGCAAGUCAAACACAACAAACCCUUGUCAGAUGUCGUUGAAACCAGUGGUGUCUCCAACUAUGAAGAAAAAAGUCCUCUGUUAUCUAAUACAUCGAAGCCAACUAAAUGGUCAGGACUGCUUUUGAGGAAUGUUUUGAUUAUACUUUUUGCUAUAUCUUUUAGUACGUAUCAACUGUGUAAAACACAGUUUUUAUAUAAACGAAUCAGUGAAAGUAGGUCAACUAUAAACAAAUCGAAAAUAACCUGUGGCGAGAUCAAUGGAUCAGUUGCUGAAGACGAAAGCCAGACUGAAACAACAAACCUUAACUGGCAUUUUGGUAUCGUACAGUUGUCUAUUUGUAUACCUAUGAUAGUGCUAAUUGGUAUCUAUUCGGACGUUAUUGGACGUAAAUACUCUCUUCUCAUAUCGUUUGUGGCUAAUGCCAUACUCUAUGGAUGGAUGGCUUUGGUAGCGGCGUUUGAUUUACCUCUCAAUUACCUGUAUAUAGGAUAUGCUAUUUCAGGUCUCGGUGGCGCCCAGUUCAACAUCUUUGCCACUUUAGCAGCGUCCGUCGCGGAUUUAACCGGAGCCAGUAAAUCACGAUCAUUUUCAUUCGCCAUUCUCUAUUUCUCCGCUGGUGUAGGCUUGUCUUCAUCUGAAUUCGUCGAGGGAUAUAUCAUGAAGAGCUAUGGUUUUGUGUGGCUUCUUGCCUUCUCAUCCUUGUCUUUAUUGUUUGCUGUGGCAUUAAUUAUUUUCUUUUUUGAAGAUGCAAUUCCAACCAAGAAUUCAGGGUUAAGAGAAGUUUUCUCAAAUUUAAAAACAUAUUUCGGAGACAAGAAAAAUAUUCAUCGUUUUCCUAAGUGGGUAUAUAUUGUAUCUUUGAUGGGUCUGUUAUUGUUCUACGCACCUAAUGAUAAUCGAGAAGAUUUGGAGGUAUUUCUCGAAUUAAGGUCACCCUUUUGCUGGGAUUCCCAGUAUGUCGGGUGGUUUCAAUCGGCUGAAUCAGCUGUACACAUGCUUGCUGGCCCAUUGCUUAUGAUGGUAUUACAGAAAUACUUCAGCGACGAAACCAUUGCUGUUAUGGGUUUGCUGUCGGGAAUGGCCUUUUUCCUGCUAUUUGCAUUCGCAGUUACUAAUUGGAUAUUAUAUGCAGGUGUGGCGGCUGGGAUCCUGCUAAUGGCGGUACCGCCAUGUUUAAAAGCGUCCCUUUCAAAGAUGAUUCCUCCCGAUUUUCAAGGUUCUCUGUUUGCUGUCAUUUACUUGUUGAGUGUGAUAUCAACUAUGGCAGGAUCUACUAUUUUUAACAACAUAUACGCCCACACUCAGACCACUAUGCACGGGUUGACUUUCGUGGUGAUGGCUUUCUUUAACCUCAUGGCUCUCUUGUGUGUUAUGUCUGUGAUAGCCUUUAAGAAGAGCGACAGAGGCUUGUCCAUAACGGCAGCCAUCAUGAAUAUCAACGAUUCUGAGAAAAAUUAUUAUGCUUAA